AUGAGGUUGUUAAUGCCUGAACCUCAGAUUCCCGUGGAAAGAACUCUGGCCCUCAUCAAACCAGAUGCUGUUGACAAAGAAGAAGAAAUAGAGAAUCUCAUUCUCCAAGCAGGAUUCAUGAUCCUUCAGAAACGGAAGCUCCAAUUAAGCCCAGAGCAAAGCAGCAACUUUUAUGCAGACAAAUAUGGAAAAGUGUUUUUUCCUAAUUUAAUAGCCUAUAUGAGCUCUGGACCUUCAGUUGCCAUGGUUCUUGCCCGAUAUUGUGCAGUCUCAUACUGGAAGGAGUUGCUUGGACCAUCAGACAGCUUCAGAGCUCAGAGAACUCACCCUCACAGCUUACGAGCAAUCUAUGGGACUGAUGAUCUGAGGAAUGCACUUCAUGGCAGCCCCAACAUUUUCUCUGCAGAAAGAGAAAUUCGAUUCAUGUUUCCAGAAGUGAUCUUGGAGCCAAUUCCAACUGGACAAAGAGCUCGGGAUUACUUGAACCUUUAUGUGAAGCCUACAUUACUAGCUGGGCUCACUGCCCUGUGCAAGGAGAAGCCAGCAGACCCAAUGACCUGGCUGGCUGACUGGCUGAUUGAGCACAAUCCUAAUAAACCUAGGCUACAACAUCCAGUCGUGGAGGGAAAGCAUCAAGGGUGA
Messenger RNA from Chaetura pelagica (chimney swift), 642 nucleotides. It is a transcript of the gene NME5, whose product is annotated as NME/NM23 family member 5. The coding region runs from base 1 to 642 and encodes 213 amino acids. Gene Ontology annotation, biological process: spermatid differentiation; GTP biosynthetic process; UTP biosynthetic process. NCBI's taxonomy places the organism in Eukaryota, Metazoa, Chordata, Aves, Apodiformes, Apodidae. Gene Ontology annotation, molecular function: nucleoside diphosphate kinase activity. The transcript is spliced from 5 exons. The record is from RefSeq and is a predicted model, not a curated record.